Messenger RNA from Aspergillus sclerotioniger CBS 115572, 816 nucleotides. RefSeq lists its product as uncharacterized. Lineage: Eukaryota; Fungi; Ascomycota; Eurotiomycetes; Eurotiales; Aspergillaceae. The transcript has a single exon. The record is from RefSeq and is a predicted model, not a curated record. The coding region runs from base 114 to 569 and encodes 151 amino acids.
CGUAGGCCACCUGCCGUGUGACUUUUCGGCCAUGGUGAGUCUCUGCUACCACAAGCUGCAGUACAGCGCUCAGGAAGUCACCAUGGAAAAUAAAAUACGAAGGCCAUUUUUGAAUGACAGGGGUGCAGAUGCAGAUCACUCCGGCCGAAUUGCCCAAGUUAACGGGUUCAGGUGGGGGUAGGUGGUUGGAUGCAGAGCUCCGGGGAAAGCCUUCCGACAGCCCAGCGCCAGGUGAGAUACAUUCAAUGCUUAAUCACCGAGCUGGGCCGACCAGGUACACACACUUUGUACAUACAUCAUAUGUAUGGGAAUCGGCAAGCGCGGCAGACCUUGGCACCGUUGACCGAUUGGCAGACCUGCCAUAUCAUGCAAGAACAGGCCGAUUUCCAAUCAGACGACCACUAGGAAAUAAACCGGUAUCUAACAACACAUACAUACUCUACAUUGAAAGUCAAACAUGCAGGAGGAAGCCAACAGGAACGACACACAAGAGUGCCAUGUUAACUUGUUUGCUUUUGCGGAACUGUGCAGAUCGGCGGGCUCUCCAUGGUUCGACUCAACGCCCAUAGCAAGCAAGCAAGCAAGCGUCGACCAGCCUGAAUUCCUUGCUGACAGGCUGUGCCCCCAAAUUACAAAACGACUUGGAGUGCUGUGUAAGGUGGCGUUAUUAUCCACACCAGGCCAGCAUGCCUGGCUCGGUUUGCGACGCUCAUUUGCUGCCACAGGGGCCAUGGAUAAUGUCGUGCAGGGAGGCUAAGCAAUGCCAAACCACUUGGAAUCGCAGCUGACGGAAACCAGCAUCUGUGUAGCCAUUGG